CAUACACGCCGUACGGGAUUCGCAGUCGUUUCGUAGUGUAACGCAUCAUCAGAAAUCAUCGGCAGCAGAUUAAGGUGCACUGAGAAAGAGAAGUAGCAGAUCCAGGAAGCACCCAGCAGUGCAAAUCACGCUCCGUAGUUAGGCUGCUCCAGCGCAACAGCCCCGUUACACCGGACCAAAAGGGAGGAGAACCCAGCAUAAUUAUAGUCCACAUUCUGCCAGACCAGCCGCAAGCAGGUGGAAGCGGUUUCGAGCGACAACACCCCUGUUACAGCCCUGCCUUUGGAUGCACAAAGUGUGUUCUGUCACGGGGUGAAUCAUCGAGCGGGCCAACCAGCCAGCCAGCCAGCCAGUUCUGCGAGCUGCUUUUUCUCACGUUGGCCACGCCAACCGGAUCGGUAUCCGAGCACCGUCGCACUCCUAGGUGUCCCCCUCCCCCCCGUUUUCGCACAAGGUGCCCUCGUCGUCGAUCGUCGAUCUAUCGCUUCCGCGCGCGCGCGUGUGUGUGUAUAACCCACACCUGGCACGACGUCGCAUUACUUGCCAGAACCCCGGAACAGGACGACGGAGGUAGGAGAACCCCGGGCAGUGCCGCGCUUUUGAAUCUUCCUGCGACCACCCUUGUCAUCAAGCCCUUCCUGUAGUGUCCGUGUACGCGUGUGUAAGCCUGUGUUAGUUUGUGCCCUUGUGCACAUUGGUGCAGUCACGCGCGCGCGUGUGUGUAUGUGUGUGUGGGUGUGUGUGUAUCAACUGUAGCGUAUCCUUGUGCCCCCGGGUAAUAGAUCUCGCACUGAUCAACGUGUAAACCGGUGCCGUUUUUGUGUGUGCUUUUGAGGUCCUUGCUUGGAAAGCAAGCGUGUCCUCCUGUGUCCGUGCCGCCUGCCAGGACAGGCAGAUCAACACACGUACACCCCGUGCAGUACGUACCUGCUCCAGCAUCUGCCGACUCAUCCUAGGCUAACAAUCAACCCCCCCGGGUACGGAGGCAAGCUAGCAACAUCGAGACAGCCCCGCCAGGCAGGACCGGCACUAGUGUACCAGCAAUUCCCCCAAAAACUUAUCGAGCGAAACCUGCUGCUGGGCCGAACCGAGCACCGAUCAACCUUCAAACCCUAGUCGUUCCGCGUGCCGACACACACAGUAAUGGCGAAGAAGACGUACGACCUGUUGUUUAAGCUGUUGCUGAUAGGUGAUUCUGGUGUCGGCAAAACCUGCAUCCUGUUCCGCUUCUCCGACGAUGCCUUCACCUCGACGUUCAUCUCCACCAUCGGAAUCGAUUUUAAAAUAAAAACGAUCGAGCUGCGCGGUAAGAAGAUCAAGCUGCAGAUCUGGGAUACGGCCGGCCAGGAGCGGUUUCAUACCAUCACCACCUCGUACUAUCGUGGCGCGAUGGGCAUCAUGCUGGUGUACGACAUCACGAACGAGAAAAGCUUCGACAACAUCGUCAAAUGGUUACGAAAUAUAGACGAGCAUGCUAACGAGGACGUGGAGAAGAUGAUACUCGGGAACAAGUGCGAUAUGGCCGAUAAGCGCGCAGUGCGCAAGGAGCGGGGCGAAAAUAUUGCCCGCGAGCACGACAUACGCUUUAUGGAAACCUCAGCGAAAGCGAAUACCAAUAUCGAACUGGCGUUCCGCGAACUCGCCGAAGCGAUCCUGGACAAGACGGCCGGCAAGGAGACAACCGACAAUCCGGACCGAGUGGUAGUGAAUCGGGGCACGGGUGAGCGGCCGCCCGCCUACAAAGCGUGCUGCGCGUAGUGUGCUGCCUGCGACAGUCAACAGUUCGGGGUUUACAACCAUCUGUGGUCGUAGUGCUUCGGGUUGGGUCAGUGUUUGGGCGUAUGCCGCCCCGUCGUUGUCACCGUUGACACACCACCGCGGACCCCUGUCGCUAUCGCAUCCGCUGCCCGGCAACAAUUUGCUGGUUGCGAGAUUGGGUUCACUAGAUUAAUUUUAAGUUUCCAAGUUCGGCUUUUGGCACAUGUGGUUCGCCGAGGUGGUGCUGUGAACAUGCACCCUACUGCUCUACUCAUUCUCUACCACGCCCUCCUUAAUUCUAUCAGCGAUUCAUUUACACUUUUGUUAGUUUUAUGGUCGCUCCAUUUUUCUGGUCUGUUUUUUAUUUUGUUUGUGUGUAACAUAACCUUUGUCAGAGACUGGCUCCUUUUGGUCCAGAACUUUUCAAUAUUUCCCACCGCCUCCAAUGUCCAAAGACAGUGUUAAUGCAUUUUUAAACAGAGAAGGUUCUGGUGGUUUUUAAUCAAUUCCUUAUUUUCGUAGAAGAGAUAAUCUUUUACGCAUCGCAGAAGAUGCCCAUUUCACGAGGUUCUUUUCGAAGCCGAUGUGUCAGCAUUUGUAUACGUACGAUCACCACUUAGCGAAUUCCACGUUUAAAAAUUAAAAAACGCAAAAGCAAAAACACGGCUUAACGCAAAUCAUCUGGUGGACGCUGCCAGAUGUUGCGAAAUUCGAAGCAUAAAGUGGAAUCUAGCGCUCGAAAAUCGCGACACAGAUUUCAGUGUACUGGCAAACCGUAACGGAGCCGAAUAUAUUAGGCAAGCAAACGGAUCUUCUGCUUUACGUUCACACUUUUCCCCAUACCCUGCAUUGUACGGGGGUCGUUUACAUGCAUGAAAAGGACGCGGCGAAACCUUAAGCUGUAAGUUGUAAAUGGUGUAUUCUUAUUAUUUUAUUUUUUAUCUAUUGACGCAUUGGUGCAUACUCAUGUAUGCAUGUGUAUACAUUUGUUUUUUAAAGAACAUAGCAAACACGAUACAAAUCUAAAAACAUUUUAUUGCGCAUGGGUUCGGCUAGGUACGGAUACUGAUAGUAAGCUUUUAAUGUACGCCCAAACUAUGUGUUUUUGUAAACAAACCUUUGCGGACUAAUAGCUUAGCAGCGUACUAGACAAAUGUUAAAUAAUGCAUUAUCUAUCACCGUAUAGACGAUCGGUUAAGGCGAUCACAGCCAGUGAUUUGACCGAGAGGGAUCCCUACUACCUGCGGCGGAGGCCAAUCGUUUUAUUUUAAAACUGAAAACACGCGAAUAGCAGAAGUAUGUUUAUUAUGUUAGCAAAAAUUUACUAAAUUGUAGUGCUUCUGGUAUGGCUUUGUGUGCUCUCACACAGGAUAGUGAAACAAAAGAAAAGGGAAAAGUAAACCAAACAAAGAGAUUGCUUGAGACGGUUGUUAUACAUUACGAUUGAGAUUUGGGUUCGACAGCGUGGUGUCACCGUAGUUGUCGCUUCUGUUUGUUUUUUUUUAAGAUAACGUUCUAUACAUGCCUUUUUUGUUUUCCAUGGUAUUCAACACGUCUACGUAAAUGUGAAUCAAGAUUUACUAACUGAAUGUACGACAUAACUUACCAUAUGCAUGGUUCUAUUGGUUACAGAGCAAUAGACCGUUACUAUUGUUGACAGAGCAGAGAAUGGGACAGUACAUAAUGAAUGGGAUGUAGCAAGACAGGAGCAAACUUUCUUUGCGAUAAAACACAUACAAAUGAUGUGAUUAGUUUAUUCUCCUCCCAAAUAUUUACCAUUUCACGCCUCGCGUUUGCAAAGCAAAACAAUUGGUAACCAUCACAUCCACGUAGCAGAAUAAUCGGUACCCAUCACAUCCACGUACAUCUAUCGUCCAUCAUACAGUGAUCGACGUCGCUUUGUUUUCCAAAGCCGUAUGAAUGUUGAUCCCUACACCUGGGCAAACGAACUUGCGAGAACAUUUGAUUCGAAGGCAAACCAUUUAAAAACGAAGAGACGAAAGUUGCGUAAACGGUCGAAGAAUGCAGGAGUAUAGCUACUCCAUGAAAUAGAGUCUGUUGUUCGGGCUUGAAUAUCUGUAAGGAGCGUCAAAACAAAAUUAAUUUAAACUCGGUAGGAGUUAUGAUGCAAUUAUUUUUUUUUUUCUAACUCAGUUGUUUGUUGAAGCAUAUCGAAUGGACAAACGGUGGAAUCUUGUGGCGAAGCGACAGAAAUCAAUCAAAUCGGAUGAGACCAAGCGUAUGUCAGAGCAUGUGGUGUAGGUUCGAUUUACCAUACAGCAUUUGACGAGGGUAAGCACAGGGAAGCCAAUGUGAACCUGCCUGCCGCAUGACGACCCGUAAAGUACACGAUAUGACAUUGUUCGUUUCGCUGGGAUUGAGAAAAAAAUGAAGGUGGCAGACCUCACAAUUUAUCCAAUGGGGCUUCGUCCGACGGGAACUGGAAUAAGUUAUAGCAGUAAGGGUAGCCGGUACGAAGCGGGAUAAUGAUUGAGCAAUGCGGCGGUGCACAGACUUACUUGAUGUUGUUAAGUAACAUAUUAUUGCAUGAUUUAUGACAUUGAAAAGCUGAACUAAUAAAUAGACACAAAUGUACUGAAAUCAA
Anopheles aquasalis is the source of this 4363-nucleotide messenger RNA. It is a transcript of the gene Rab10, whose product is annotated as RAS oncogene family member Rab10. Gene Ontology annotation, molecular function: GTP binding; GTPase activity. The record is from RefSeq and is a predicted model, not a curated record. Lineage: Eukaryota; Metazoa; Arthropoda; Insecta; Diptera; Culicidae.